This is a messenger RNA of Pyrus x bretschneideri (Chinese white pear), 1990 nucleotides long. RefSeq names its product polygalacturonase. The record is from RefSeq and is a predicted model, not a curated record. The coding region runs from base 81 to 1277 and encodes 398 amino acids. Gene Ontology annotation, molecular function: polygalacturonase activity. Lineage: Eukaryota; Viridiplantae; Streptophyta; Magnoliopsida; Rosales; Rosaceae. The transcript has 3 exons. Gene Ontology annotation, biological process: carbohydrate metabolic process.
UCUCCCUCCUCAAUCUUCAUCUCACUCAUUUUUCAAACCAGAAAAACCUGAAACCCUUUUAGUCUACACAGCUAGCACAAAUGGCAAACCCCAAAAGCCUCUCGCACCCAGCUGCAGUAGUUCUUGCGUUGAUGAUGAUGGCUGUAAGUAUUACUAGUGUGGAUGCUGCAGCCGUCACAUUCAGUGUGAGCAGUUUAGGAGCCAAAGCAGAUGGCAGGACUGACUCCACACAGGCCUUCCUCUCUGCUUGGGCCAAAGCUUGUGCCUCCGUCAACCCUGCUGUCAUCUAUGUCCCCACAGGGAGGUUCUUGCUUCGCAAUGCUGUGUUCUCUGGGCCAUGCAAGAACAACGCCAUCACCUUCCGCAUUGCCGGCACCCUCGUGGCCCCAUCUGAUUACCGGGUCAUUGGAAACGUCGAUAAUUGGCUUUUCUUUCAGCAUGUCAAUGGGGUCACCAUUUCCGGUGGAGUUCUCGACGGUAAGGGCACCGGCUUGUGGGGUUGCAAGUCCUCAGGCCAGAGUUGCCCCAGCGGAGCAACCACACUGGGUUUUUCCAACUCCAACAACAUUGUGGUGAGUGGAUUAGUAUCACUAAACAGCCAAAUGUUCCACAUUGUCAUCAACGGCUGCCACAAUGUGAAAAUGCAAGGUGUCAAGGUUAUCGCCGCCGGCAACAGCCCCAACACCGAUGGUAUCCAUGUCCAAUUGUCAUCUGGUGUCACCAUUCUCAACUCCAAAAUUUCAACCGGUGACGAUUGUGUCUCAAUUGGCCCCGGCACCACAAAUUUGUGGAUUGAAAACGUGGCUUGUGGACCCGGCCAUGGAAUCAGCAUUGGGAGUUUAGGAAAGGACCAACAAGAAGCUGGUGUACAAAAUGUUACGGUUAAAACAGUUACAUUCAUUGGUACUCAAAAUGGCGUAAGGAUCAAGUCUUGGGGGAGGCCUAGCACUGGAUUUGCUAGGAACAUUCUUUUCCAACAUAUUGUGAUGACCAACGUUCAAAAUCCAAUCAUUAUUGAUCAACAUUAUUGCCCUAACAACAAAGGUUGCCCCGGCCAAGUUUCCGGAGUUAAGGUCAGCGAUGUGACAUAUCAAGACAUUCAUGGUACAUCGGCGACGGAAGUGGCAGUGAAAUUCGAUUGUAGUUCCAAGUAUCCUUGCAACAGGAUCAGACUGCAAGAUGUGAAGCUCACUUACCAGAACCAAGCAGCUGAAGCUUCAUGCAGCCAUGCAGGCGGAACAACUGCCGGUACAGUUCAGCCUACAAGUUGUCUGUAACUGGACUCGUAGUUUUUGCCCUCUAGUCAUACUCACUCGUGGAACUAGUUGGUAUAUAUAGGAACUAAAGAAGAUUACUAGAGUAGUAGCUAGCUAUAGCUCUAGCUCUAGGUCGUUGAUGUAUUGAAAAUGUAAUUUGCUUGAGCCUGCGGUGUUGGCUGCCUAUUGGGCUUCCUUAGAGCCUGGCCUUGCAUCAUCCAAACCCCCUUCAUGGACAGAGACUCUCCCUUGCAUACGGUGGUUUUAUAUGAUAAAUUGUUGUUAUUUGAAGUGAUAAAUGCAAUAUAAAUUAAAAGUAAAUGUAUUGUUUUGGGUGUGGUUUUUUUUUUUUGUUUAAUAAUUUAUUUUAGGGAUUUGGUUUGUUUGAAAAUUUGUAGAUUUUAGUUCUGGCGAGGGUAUGCAUAUUUUGGAGUAAUUUUUCUUAAUGUUAGAAGGGUAAUAUUAGGGAGACUAAAUUUGUAGAUAAAAUUUUGCAAAUUAAAUGACAAAAUUUCCAAAUACUCUGUUUAACGCUUGCUCAAUUCGGGCGUGUUAGGUGGCAAGUAGAUUGUAUAUAACUUAAGGGUCCCGUUUGGUAGUUUGGUUGAAAUAGGUUCUGAUCAAUUAAAUAGACUUGAAUCUAGUCCGUUGUUUGUUGUGUCAAAAUGUGAGAUAAAAAAAAAGGAUUGAACAUGAUGGAUUAUGAAUUCGAAAUAGAGUGGAUUAUCCAAUCU